AUGUCAUAGAGACCAAUUGGAUGUGUCCCACAAAACCUACAGUAUUGUUUUUGUCUUUUUGAGACAGAGUUUCUUUAUGUAGCCCUGACUGUCCUGAAACUUGCUCUGUAGACCAGGCUGGCCUCAAACUCAGAGAUCCGCCUGCCUCUGCCUCCUGAGUGCUGGGAUUUAAGGCGUGUGCCACCGUUACCCAGCUUACAAUAUUUUUUAUCUGGUUUAAAGUUCACCAAUUUUUAGUUUAGUAGUUUGGCUUUAUUUGCUUUACUGUUCCAAACAGCACCAUCAGUUUAGUGGCCCUUCAUGAGUCACAUAAGAAACACAUGUAGAAACAUGAGAUUCUCCCAACACAGGCUCUCAUGGUAGGUCUGGAGUUUACUUAAGGUGACCUCAAGAUGACAUGUAGGAAGCCAACAGAUCUUUGGGAAACUUCUGACCCGGGCAUCCUGUGCCAGGGAUGACAUUCUAUGGCGUCUCAGUCCUAGGUUUUGGAUUUCCCAGACUUCCUGUAUAGGACUCCAGGAACUCUGUUUUCAGGUAAAAAUGUCUCUUCCUUCAUGGAGAGAAACUGAGGAGAUUGGGUGUCAGAGCAUGGUUAUCAGGAAAGCUAAUAUUAAAUCAGAUUGUGAUGGCUACAGAAGAAAUGUUCAUACCCCACAGUCUGUGUGGUGAUUUUUCUCUUCAGAAUUUCAUCCUUUGACUAUGGACUUGACGACCCCUGAUUUAUUGGGGCCCCUUGAGAUAUCUAUUGUGAUCCUUGUGGGAAAGAGUGCUAUUUGCUAGUAACUCCCAUCCCUGAGCAGAGCAGUUCACUCUCAUAGUAAAUUUCCAGGAAACAACAAUCAGGGCCUGUCUUCAAAGUGGCACAGUGCAGUCAUUGUGGCCUGUGAAGGGACUGAAGAGAUUGCUGCUGCUUUGGACAGUCAGGAACGUUGCUGUCAGAUUGACUGUGAGCUCAGAGACUUAGCUGAUACCCACAGCCCUCAUGAGGUCUGUAUAUUUUAUGUCCCCCUGCUGUGCAGUGAGAACUAGGUACAGAGAAAUGGCAAGAAGUCUCAAGUGCAGUACUGACCAGGGAGUCCAGAAUGAGCUCUUCCCACACACUUGCCUCUUUUAUAUCUCGUCUAGAAGACCAGCUUGGAUUGUGAUGGGAACUGGAAAUAGCCGUGUGGGUCUUGAGAUGUGCUGUGUAUCCCUUUGCCACCCUGCCUGUGUUGAGGGAGCUCUCAGUUCUUGCUUGGGCUUCAGAUGCUGCGAAGGCCACAGGCAGAUGAUAUGGAGAUUUCUAGUGAAGGGAAUGAGGUCUUGCUGUUUGAUUUUAUUUCCUUGCUUUCUCUUUAUAAACUCAGCUGAGAAUGAGAGCACACCCAUCCAGAGGCUUCUGGAGCACUUCCUCCGUCAGCUGCAGAGAAAAGAUCCUCAUGGAUUUUUUGCUUUUCCUGUCACGGAUGCAAUUGCUCCUGGGUAUUCAAUGAUAAUAAAACAUCCCAUGGACUUUGGCACAAUGAAAGACAAGAUCGUAGCCAACGAAUAUAAAUCAGUCACAGAAUUUAAGAUUUCAAAUUAAUGUGUGAUAAUGCGAUGACCUACAAUAGACCAGACACCGUGUACUACAAGUUAGCCAAGAAGAUCCUGCAUGCGGGCUUUAAGAUGAUGAGCAAACAGGCAGCUCUCUUGGGCAGUGAAGACCCAGCAGUUGAGGAACCUGUUCCUGAGGUUGUCCCAGUGCAAGUAGAAACCACCAAGAAAUCCAAAAAGCCGAGUAGAGAAGUUAUCAGCUGCAUGUUUGAGCCUGAAGGGAACGCCUGCAGCCUGACAGACAGCACUGCAGAGGAGCACGUGCUAGCCCUCGUAGAGCACGCAGCUGACGAGGCUCGGGACAGAAUUAACCGGUUUCUCCCAGGUGGCAAGAUGGGGUACCUGAAGAAGCUUGGAGAUGGAAGUCUGCUCUACAGUGUGGUGAAUGCAACUGAGCCUGACGCUGAUGAGGAGGAGACACACCCUGUGGACCUGAGUUCACUGUCUAGCAAGUUGCUCCCAGGUUUCACGACACUGGGUUUCAAAGAUGAAAGAAGAAGUAAAGUUACAUUCCUCUCUAGUGCAAGCACUGCACUUUCAAUGCAGAACAACUCUGUGUUUGGGGACCUGAAAUCAGAUGAGAUGGAACUUCUAUACUCGGCAUAUGGAGACGAGACUGGUGUGCAGUGUGCACUGAGCCUGCAGGAGUUCGUGAAGGAUGCUGGGAGCUACAGCAAGAAAAUGGUAGACGACCUCCUGGACCAAAUCACAGGUGGAGAUCACUCAAGGAUGAUCUUCCAGCUGAAGCAGAGGAGGAGCAUCCCCAUGAGACCUGCAGAUGACGUGAAGGUUGGGGACCCACUAGGAGAUAGUGGCCCUGUUCUGGAUUUCAUGUCAAUGAAACCAUACCCCGAUGUCUCUCUGGAUGUGUCCAUGCUCAGCUCUCUGGGGAAAGCGAAGAAGGAGUUGGACCACGAUGAGAGCCACUUGAACUUGGAUGAGACAACCAGGCUCCUGCAGGACUUGCACGAAGCACAAGCAGAGCGAGGAGGCUCCCGGCCAUCUUCCAAUCUCAGCUCUCUGUCCACUGCCUCUGAGAGGGAGCAGCACCCUCCAGGAAGUCCUUCUCGCCUUAGUGUUGGGGAGCAGCCGGAUGUUACCCAUGACCCUUAUGAAUUCCUUCAGUCUCCAGAACCUGCAGCUUCUGCCAAGAACUAACUUGUGGGCUUUCCAGCUGUUUCCUUUUUCUUUUUUUUUUUCCCAAGUUUUUUUGAUACACGUUUUUUUGUCACAAGAUAGAAACUUUUGUCUCAUCCUCUCUGGCAUGUAGCAGCCUGAGGAAGAUGGUGGUGUGUCUGUGCUGCCAUGUCCACAGAAGAGGCCCAACAGCACCGAGUGAUAUCCUCUAAGUUCUGAGAAGUGACAAUAGGACUUGAGAGUGUUGGUCUCUUCUGAGCCCCAGAGACCGAGUGUGUUUAUGAUCAAUCAUAGUCAUUCUACGUGAGUCUUGCACAGCUGUCCUGCAGUUCUCAAAGGGGAGCCUGCAGAACAGGCCUUCAGGUAGCUUCUGUUUUCUGUUCGGUCACUUGAGGAUGGAGAUGUCUCCCUGACAAAUAAUGAACCACCCCACAUUUUAGAAUGAAGUAUUCAGACCCAUAAAAUGUUUCAAAACUACACAUGUAUUUGCUAAGUACCUGUUUGUAUUUGCAAAAUACACGAACAUAGGUCCUAAUAAAGAGAUGCCAAAGGUCA
Alexandromys fortis (reed vole) is the source of this 3267-nucleotide messenger RNA. It is a transcript of the gene Brd9, whose product is annotated as bromodomain containing 9. The record is from RefSeq and is a predicted model, not a curated record. Gene Ontology annotation, biological process: regulation of transcription by RNA polymerase II. The transcript has 13 exons. Gene Ontology annotation, cellular component: nucleus. NCBI's taxonomy places the organism in Eukaryota, Metazoa, Chordata, Mammalia, Rodentia, Cricetidae. Bases 1564 to 2733 code for a protein of 389 amino acids.